Molecule: messenger RNA, 1074 nt
Organism: Cladocopium goreaui
Lineage: Eukaryota; Dinophyceae; Suessiales; Symbiodiniaceae
Source: the annotation of a GenBank genome assembly
AUGCUGUGUGUGGCAGGAGCUGAGACGCAGCUUGAUGAUGAGUCUACUGACCAUGGUCGGGAGCAAGAUCCCGCACCGCCUGUUCGAUCCUUGGACCCCUUGCUUGCAGCAGCUGCUGAAAGUAACAACGCCGCCGAGCCACCACGGCCACCGCCGUUUCCCCCUUUGCUGGUGGAUGGUGAAGCAGGUGCUGACCGCACGACAACUCCAGCUGGGUCUGCUUCCAGCCGUGUAGCGGCUGUUCUCCAGGCGAGCAAGUCACGGAAAGAAACAGCAGGACAGACGUUGCAUCAGGCGAUGCUAGCCUUGGGGCCUCCUGGGUCAAUGUCACCUGAAGAGCUGUCUCGAGAACUCUUGUUUUUGCAUUCUCAGAUGCUUUCUGGGAAGGAAGUAGAAACCAGGGCGUCUCCGAAAGGAGAAGUGGAGACCACUGUGCCGAAGGUGCCUGCUAAGGCAAUGCCUGUGACGCCCCCUGCUGUUGUUGCUCCACUGCCAAAGGCAAAUCAAAAGCCACCCGCACCUGGUUCUGUUCCAGCUGUGAAAGGUGUGCCGCCACCACCCGUGCAUGCUGCUGUUCCAGCUGCCGAAGCACCGAAAGUGCCAGCUCAAGAGCCCGUCCCUGUGAAAGCCGCUGUUCUCCCACAAGCAGAGAAAGCGCCAGGCCCAGCUCCGAAAGCAUGCCAAGAGCCAACCCCUGAGCAAGCUGCAGCUCUGGCCGUCGCCCUUCCGCCACCACCUGGUGCUCUUGGAAAUGCCAGUGGUUCUGCCCCAGCUGGCAGUUUGCCAGCAAGUGCUGGUGGUGAGGAUGCUAUGGCAAUGGAUGUGCAGAAAGCUUUGGAUGAGCUGAGGAUUCGCCGGCACGUGAAAUCUGUGAACACGGAGGAGCUCUGGAAAGCUUGGAAGUCAAAAGACCAACGCCAAAAGAUGAAAGAGGUUUUGCUCCAGACGGGAUCUUUUGAAGAAGUGGAUCUUGUGGUCCAACGCAUGCAGUCCCAAAGUGUCAAAGACCAGGACACAUACAAGCCUGUGACGAAGACUAUGCUGAGAGAGAUCUACAAAUGGGACGAGUCCUGA